Messenger RNA from Nezara viridula (southern green stink bug), 3148 nucleotides. Lineage: Eukaryota; Metazoa; Arthropoda; Insecta; Hemiptera; Pentatomidae. The record is from the annotation of a GenBank genome assembly.
GCGCGCGUUCGAACAUCUUCACGCCACUAUCACAGGCAGGGGCGUACACCAUGAGACGGAAGUGGCACAAGCAGAGGAAGAAAAUAAAGAUGAGAUCAGGAGAGGAGGUAGUAACCUGAAAGUGAACCUACCACCCGAGCUAGCCUCCAUCAAAAAGCUAGUAUGGGACUGGAUGAGGACGAACCUACUUCUGUCCCUCACCGUCCUGGGAGUCCUGCUCGGUUUGUUCUUCGGCUUCCUCGGGAGGUUGGGCAACUUCUCGGAAGGAACCAUUCAGCUCAUAUCAUUCCCCGGCGAAAUACUCAUGCGACUCCUCAAAAUGUUCAUCUUACCUCUAAUCAUCUCAUCACUCAUUGCAGGUAUGGCUCAACUGGACGCACGCUCCUCGACGAGGAUGGGACUCCGGGCCCUGGCUUACUACAUGGUCACAACCAUCCUGGCGGCUAUAGUCGGCAUCAUCAUGGUCCUGAUAGUCCACCCGGGCAACACAGACAUCAAGCAGCACGUCAGCGCAAGGCCGGAUGAGACUAAAGUAUCUACAUUAGAUGCCAUACUCGACAUUAUACGAAAUAUGUUUCCCGAUAAUUUAGUGCAGGCGUGUUUCCAGCAAGUACAAACGACAUAUAAAAAGGUAAAGCCGCUAGUUUUGGCCGAUGAUUCCAACAUGACAUUAUCUCAGAAUUCUUCCUAUGUGAUGAAACAACAACUUGUUUAUAAGGAUGGAACUAAUGUAAUGGGCAUGAUUGUGUUUUGUUUGGCUUUCGGAUUAUUCGCAGGUCAAAUGGGACCAAAAGGAAAAGUUAUAGUGGAUUUCUUCGUUGUAUUAAAUGAAAUUAUUAUGAGCUUAGUAAGCUUUGUUAUGUGGUUCUCUCCGUUUGGUAUAAUGUGUCUCAUUUCUGGCAAAAUAAUGGGAAUAGAAAAUUUAGUAACAACUGCACAACAACUUGGAAUGUACAUGAUCACAGUAAUUUUGGGGCUGUUAGUUCACGCUCUGCUGACUUUACCUGGCAUUUAUUUCUUCUUAACUAGAAAAAAUCCAGCAGUCUUUUUUAGAGGAAUGCUGCAAGCAUGGGUAACGGCCCUAGGAACCGCCUCCAGCUCUGCCACUCUUCCAAUAACUUUCAAGUGCUUGGAAGAAAACAAUGGAAUCGAUACAAGGGUAACAAGAUUUGUAGUGGCAGUAGGUGCAACCGUCAAUAUGGAUGGUACUGCAUUAUAUGAGGCCGUUGCUGCAAUUUUCAUAGCACAAAUGAAUGGUAUUGAGUUAGGAUUGGGAGAAGUAAUAACUGUGAGUCUCACUGCUACUCUAGCUAGCAUAGGUGCUGCAUCCAUCCCUAGUGCAGCCUUGAUAACGAUGUUACUGAUAUUAACAACAUUGGGACUUCCAACAAAUGAUGUUUCGUUGCUAUUUGCAGUUGAUUGGUUAUUGUAAGUGUUUUUUUUAUAACUAUGCUUUGAGUAAAUAUGAUUACUUUCUUUUAGACUUUUGCUGAUUUACAUUUUUGGAUACAUUUCUAAUAAGGAUAGAUGUAUUUUCAAUAAUUAUAACAAAAUCAAUGAAAAUUGAAUUAAUUUUCACUCCAUCUUCUUUAAAAAUUUAUGAGCAUAAUAAAUGAAGGAGUAUAACACUCCUUUAAAAUGAAAGGAAACUGAUCAAAAUAGAUUUAAUGAAUAACAUUGUUUUUUGUACCUUUUAUAAUAAUACAAUAAUCAUUAUUAUCAGGUAUUUAAUCAUAUUAAAAUUAAAUUUGACAGAAUAUGGUUUUAAUCAAUAAAAAGUAUAAGUCAAUAAAAUUGUAAAAUAAAAACAAUGUAAUAGGACAAGAAUCAUAAGUUAUAUGAUAUUUUUAUAAUAAGGAAAAUAACUUCAAAAUAUUAUAUAAAAUAUAUAUUUGAAUAUAUGUUCAAUAUCGAGUAGUAACUUAUAAAAUAUCACAGGUAUAUAAAUAAAUUUUGGUGUUUGGUGAAUUUGCAACUUUAUGUAUCACUAACAUUUUUGGCUAAUACCAGAUUAUUUUUGUUUCUCACUAUCCUUUUAGAUUAAAUUUACUUACCAAUAAAAUAUACUUACCAAUGCAAUGAGUGUUUUUGGGGUAGUUUGGUGUUUUGAUUUUAAUUAUAUAUACAUACAUAUGCUCCAUGGGUAGCAUGAUGGUAAUGAAAGCUUUUUAUGGUAAUAAAAAGGGUUGUAUUAACACAUUGACAAAUUACAUUUUUUCUUGUAUCAAAUUCCAAUCUUGAUCAAUAAAUACAUUUCCAGAAUAAAUUGAUCUAAUAAAACUAUUUGGCUUAUUUUUUUUUCUUUUUGAUGUUUCACUAAAUUGAUUACUAAGGAUAAAAAAAUUAUUAAAAUAUUGCCAAAGUAUACGUUGUUUAAAAUUAUUUUUAAUUUUAUACAAGUUAGAUAAUUUUAAUUUAUCUGAAGUUUUAAAAUCUAACAUACCAUUAUAUGUGUCUUUAUCUAUAUUUUUUGGCUCAAUUUGAAAAUAAAUUUCUGUCCAGUUCAAUGGAAUAUAAACAAAGUAUGGUAAUAACACUGACUGCUCAUCAUGGAGUAUAUUUAAAUAACACAGGGCCAUUGGCAGCUUAUUGUUUUUCUUUCCCUGCCUGAAUGUACCUGAAUUAAUGUUUUCAAUUAAUAGUCUUUUCUUAUUUACACAAUGAAGUCGUAGAAUCCUACCUAUAACUAUAAUUUCACAUCUUUGAUGUCUUAUGUUUUCUUGAACAUUGGGGUAUAUUACCCCAGUAAAACUUUCAAUGAUAUAUUUAACACUUAAACCAACAUCACCAAUUAAGCUAUGCCAGUUACCCCCUAGCCAAUUUUUUCUGAACAAUAUUAUUGCUUGAAUGUCAGCUUUUCUAACGUCUUCUUCUGUUUUGGCAUUAUCAUAAUUAAUAUCAUGUUGUUGAGCUAUUCGAUCAUCUUCAUCAACUGGGGUUCCAUUAUUAAUUUUGUUUCCUGGACCUAUAUAUCUAUGGAAUGGAAGCACAGGCAUCACUAUUAUACAUCACAAAUGGGCACUUCUUCCUAUGGUGGUUAAGGGCAAACUGGCUACAAGGAAACAAACCCUGAAAUAGGAUUUCUUGAGAGAGUGGGGGGAAAGAUUUAUUCAUAAAGAAAAAACAAUUGAUAAAAUUAUUAUAGAUA